This is a messenger RNA of Xenopus tropicalis (tropical clawed frog), 948 nucleotides long. It is a transcript of the gene or1ax2, whose product is annotated as olfactory receptor family 1 subfamily AX member 2. Gene Ontology annotation, molecular function: G protein-coupled receptor activity; olfactory receptor activity. Gene Ontology annotation, cellular component: plasma membrane; membrane. The transcript has a single exon. Lineage: Eukaryota; Metazoa; Chordata; Amphibia; Anura; Pipidae. The record is from RefSeq and is a predicted model, not a curated record. The coding region runs from base 1 to 948 and encodes 315 amino acids. Gene Ontology annotation, biological process: signal transduction; detection of chemical stimulus involved in sensory perception of smell; G protein-coupled receptor signaling pathway.
AUGGAAAAAGAAAAUUCUUCCACCGUCACCGAGUUUAUUCUCUUGGGUUUGUCGGAAAAUCCUGAGCAGAAGUCCCCUCUCUCGGCUCUAUUUCUCACUAUAUACCUGGUGACUGUUCUGGGAAACUCUCUGAUCCUCUCCCUCAUAUUCAUGACCCCGGAGCUCCAAACACCUAUGUAUUUCUUCUUGGGGAACCUUUCCUUCGUGGACAGCAGCUUCAUAUCGGUAACUGUCCCUCUCAUGGUGGCUCAUCUUCUCAUGGAGAAGAAAAGCAUCUCGUUUCAAGGCUGCAUGACUCAACUCUUCUUUUUUUUCUUGACGGCCACCAUGGAGUGUUUAGUUUUGGCCAUUAUGGCAUAUGAUCGUCUCAUAGCCAUCAGCAACCCUCUGCGUUACUUAUCUAUAAUAAACAGGAGGACUUGCUUGUGCCUAAUGGGCAGCUCUUGGGUACUAAGUUCUUUGCAUUCCACCCUUCAUACGUCCAUCAUCUCCUCUUUGGAUUACUGUGGGGCCAACAAGAUCAAUGAGCAUUUCUGUGACCUACCUCCAUUGGUAGCACUCUCCUGCUCCAGCACCACUGGCUACGAUAUUCUGGUAUUGACGGAAGGCUCUUUUGUGGCAAUGAGUCCUUUUAUCUUUGUUGUGAUAUCAUAUUUUCACAUUCUUAAAACCAUAUUAAAUAUUCACUCCUCCUCUAGACGCUACCAAGCCUUCUCUACUUGCUCUUCUCACCUGACUUCUGUUGGACUUUACUUUGGAGCAAUAUUUUUUAAUUACUUCUAUCCUUCCUCAUCAGGAUCUGAGUCAGAAGAGCGGCCUCUCUCUGUGAUCUACUCUAUACUCACUCCUCUCCUCAACCCUUUCAUCUACAGCCUGAGGAACCAGCAAGUCAAAAGGGCUCUGAAGAAGGUCACACACCAGAGGUUAUUCCACCAGAAGGGAAUGUAA